Molecule: messenger RNA, 683 nt
Organism: Rosa chinensis
Lineage: Eukaryota; Viridiplantae; Streptophyta; Magnoliopsida; Rosales; Rosaceae
Exons: 4
Coding region: 83-562 (159 amino acids)
Molecular function (GO): calcium ion binding
Source: RefSeq, a predicted model, not a curated record
GCUCAAUUUAAAUGGAGCCUGCAUAUUAAAACAGACACGGACUUCCAUCUUUUGCCAUCGAUAUCAAUACAGACAAUAAUCGAUGGGCAAUACCCUUAGAGGCGGGGGUACCGAGGAGAGGACUAGUGAUAUUAGUAUCAUAGCAGAUGACUACUACGAGGCCAAUAUCAAAGGCAAUGAAUCAACUCAAUCAAGCAUAGCUGAGAGUGGGUUCUACAGAGCUAUAUGCGAAAUCGUCGAAAAAAUAAACCAUCAACAUAAUAACACACAAAUUAACGUGCCAACGGAAAAGAAACUCAAGGAAGCAUUUAAGGCUAACCACAGAGAAGGGACAGGAAAAUUGACAAAGGAAGAGUUCGGAAGAUGUGUGCAACAAGUGAUAAGGGAAGCAGGGAUCAGUGGUUAUGGAGCCAAGGACUCACUUAUUUACAUCUUCGGGGUUCCCAUAACUGCACUCUUAAUCAAGCAAUCAGUAAUGCCUCGUGCAGUUUCGAAUGACUACUUCAUUCCAGGAGUCACUUCCGCAACUGCCUUGGUGCUCGCCAAACUUAACAAGAUUUAAUUACUAGUUAUCGACUUAAUUAAUUAAUUUGCAAUAUAUAAUUGUACCAUGAUUAACGUACUGCCAGUUGUUGUAUGAAGUCGAUCAAUAAUUAUUAUACGUGAACAAAUUGCCAAUCUUA